CCUUCACGCUUCCUCAUUGACAGCGCCUAAAGGAAGAAAGCAGCGAUACACCGUUUCAUUUACACUCUUAACAGUUUGAUACCGUUUCUACGUAUUAUUGAGGUCUUAAACAACUCGGAAGUCUUCUUUAAAAGUCUUGGGAAGUUCAGAAAUGUCAAAGCCUCCCCCCAAACCAGCUAAACCAGGCCAGGUCAAGGUGUACAGGGCUUUAUUCACCUUUGACCCAAGGACGCCAGAUGAACUGUACUUUGAGGAAGGAGAUAUCUUGUACAUCUCAGAUACAAGUGACAGUAACUGGUGGAAGGGAACAUGCAGGGGAAGGACUGGACUUAUUCCCAGCAAUUACGUGGCUGAGCAAGCAGAGUCCAUAGACAAUCCCAUGCAUGAAGCAGCCAAGCGAGGUAAUCUGAGCUGGCUCAGAGAGUGUUUGGAUAAUAAGGUUGGCAUCAAUGGACUGGACAAAGCAGGGAACACCGCUCUCUACUGGGCCUGUCACGGAGGACAUAAAGAUGUGGUGGAGAUUUUGCUGAGUCAGCCGAACUGUGAGCUCAAUCAGCAGAAUAAACUGGGAGACACGGCUCUACAUGCAGCUGCCUGGAAGGGUUAUUCAGAUAUAGUUGAGAUGUUGCUCAAUAAAAAUGCCAGGACAGACGUGCUCAACAAUGAGAAGAAGACCGCUCUGGAUAUGGCCACCAACGCACAAUGUGCCUCUCUGCUGAAGAGGAAACUGGGAGGAGUGAUUCUGCGCACCCACAGUAACGCUGAGGAGUAUCUCGAUGAUGAAGACUCUGACUGAGAGAAGAGCAGCACUAAUGAAGUCCAUUCAUUCCUAUAUUCAUUCCAACAAAAAAAACAUCACAACAUGUAUAUAGAUUAGGGCUGCACUAUAUAUCGCAUGCGAUUGUCAUGCGCAUCUUGCCAGUAAAGCCGGUUCUGUGAUUAUUAAUAAAUCUCCAUCACCUGUUUUCAAAUGGAGCGGCAUUUAAUACACAGAGCCGUAGUUCACUGACAAGUUACGCAAUAUCACGUUCAAUAUCGCAGGCGAUUCAUCUGCGAUUCUGAGAAUGAAUUGCGUAGCUUGUCACAGAACCGGCUGUACUGACGAGGUGCGCAUGACAGUCGCAUGCAAUAUAUCGUGCAGCCCUAAUAUAGAUCAGAUUUAUGUGGGAGAAACCUUAUUUACAAGGGUGGGGAGGUUAUGAAAGCUGGUUGUCGUUGUCUGAUUGUCUCAACUUUCUUCUUCAUUCCAGUUCAUUGUAAAAGUAUUGCAGUACUUGUCUGUUCUGUACAUGUUUAGGAUGGACACAGUGAACAUUCGUUCUUCUAUUUGCUGCUCCUCUUUUAACUGUAUUUAUUGCAUAGAACUCUGUUUGAUUUUAAAGUGCCUUUUUAACAGGGAGAUCACCCAGAAUGCCUCGCAGCACCGGGUCUUUUUAUUCCAAAAGUUUUAUGCGCGUGAAUGUAAGUGUGUGUCUGAGAAUUUUAACCGUUUGAUUGGGUUUGUGUGAGAUGUGCUUGAUGAUAGCUUCUGAGAUGCAUGUAAAUCUGAAUGUUACAACUAUGCAAAUAAAUCAGUGGCCUUUGCUUGA
Molecule: messenger RNA, 1589 nt
Organism: Onychostoma macrolepis
Lineage: Eukaryota; Metazoa; Chordata; Actinopteri; Cypriniformes; Cyprinidae
Gene: ostf1
Product: osteoclast stimulating factor 1
Exons: 10
Coding region: 152-796 (214 amino acids)
Biological process (GO): signal transduction
Molecular function (GO): protein binding
Source: RefSeq, a predicted model, not a curated record